Messenger RNA from Malurus melanocephalus (red-backed fairy wren), 3438 nucleotides. RefSeq names its product heat shock protein family A (Hsp70) member 12A (gene HSPA12A). Bases 248 to 2248 code for a protein of 666 amino acids. The transcript has 13 exons. Lineage: Eukaryota; Metazoa; Chordata; Aves; Passeriformes; Maluridae. The record is from RefSeq and is a predicted model, not a curated record.
GAAACAGCGGAGCCUCCCCCGGCGUGGGCAGCGCAGCUCCGCCGCCGGCCCGUGCCCCGGUGAGCGCGGCGGGAGCGGGCCAUGUCGGAGGCGGAGAGCGGUGCCGCAGGCCCUCUUUAGGCACUGGAACGUGCUCCAAGKUCUCCCUGGAGCMUUCUCUCCUGACCUGUCUCCAUAGCAGAGGAGYUCCAGCCCUCUCAUCAUCUCUGUGGCCUCCUCUGGACCUGCUCCAGCACAUCUCUGAAACAUGAGUGCCGAAACAGAUGCAGUUUCCACAUCUGCUUACUCAUCACCAGCCAAAAGUUUGGGAGAUCCUGGAAUAACUCCACUGUCUCCAUCACAUAUUGGGAAGGACUCUGAUGCAGACGAUGCUGUAGAACAGUUAUUUCUUGUUGUUGUGGCUAUUGAUUUUGGCACAACAUCCAGUGGCUACGCCUACAGCUUCACCAAGGAGCCAGAAUGUAUUCAUGUAAUGAGACGAUGGGAAGGUGGAGAUCCAGGCGUUUCCAAUCAGAAAACACCAACCACAAUCCUYCUAACUCCAGAGAGAAAAUUCCACAGCUUUGGCUAUGCAGCAAGAGACUUCUACCACGACUUGGAUCCCACUGAAUCAAAGCACUGGUUGUAUUUUGAAAAGUUUAAGAUGAAGCUACAUACCACUGGUAAUCUUACCAUGGAGACAGACCUGACAGCUGCAAAUGGCAAAAAAGUCAAAGCACUUGAGAUAUUCGCUUAUGCUCUGCAAUUCUUUAAGGAACAGGCAUUAAAGGAGCUCAGUGACCAAGGAGGCUCAGACUUUGAAAACACUGAAGUAAGAUGGGUCAUUACAGUGCCUGCUAUUUGGAAGCAGCCUGCAAAGCAGUUUAUGAGACAAGCUGCCUACAAGGCAGGAAUGGCAUCUCCUGACAAUCCYGAGCAGUUGAUCAUUGCCCUGGAGCCCGAGGCUGCCUCUAUCUACUGCCGAAAGCUGCGCCUGCACCAGAUGAUAGAGCUGAGCAGCAGGGCACCUGUCAAUGGCUACAGCCCGAGUGACACUAUUGGAACUGGAUUUACACAGGGAAAGGAACACGUGCGCCGGAACCGRCAGAGUCGGACCUUCAUGGUGGAAAAUGUAAUAGGAGAGAUCUGGUCUGAGCUGGAGGAAGGUGAUCGGUACAUCGUGGUGGACAGCGGAGGGGGCACAGUGGAUAUGACUGUCCAUCAGAUCAGGCUUCCUGAAGGACAUCUSAAGGAGCUCUACAAAGCAACAGGUGGGCCAUACGGUUCUCUAGGGGUGGACUAUGAGUUCGAGAAGCUCCUGUGUAAAAUAUUUGGGGAAGAUUUCAUCGAGCAGUUUAAAAUCAAGCGUCCUGCGGCCUGGGUGGAUCUGAUGAUCGCCUUCGAGUCCCGCAAGCGGGCGGCAGCUCCCGACAGGACCAACCCCCUCAACAUCACCCUGCCUUUCUCCUUCAUUGACUACUACAAGAAAUUCCGGGGCCACAGCGUGGAACAUGCCUUGAGGAAAAGCAAUGUGGACUUUGUGAAGUGGUCCUCCCAGGGAAUGCUGAGGAUGAGCCCRGAUGCCAUGAAUGCUCUUUUCAAACCUACGAUCGACCAGAUCGUUCAGCACCUGAGUGAAGUGUUUGAUAAGCCRGAGGUGACCAACGUCAAGUUCCUGUUCCUGGUGGGCGGCUUYGCCGAGUCCCCCUUGCUCCAACAAGCCGUGCAGAGCGCUUUCGGCUCGAGGUGCCGGGUGAUCAUCCCUCAGGACGUGGGUCUGACCAUCCUCAAAGGAGCUGUUCUCUUCGGCCUCGACCCUGCUGUCAUCAAGGUGCGGCGCUCUCCGCUCACCUACGGCGUCGGGGUGCUCAACCGCUUCGUGGAGGGGAAGCACCCGCCGGAGAAGCUGCUGGUCAAAGACGGCACGCGCUGGUGCACCGACGUCUUCGACAAAUUCAUCUCAGCCGACCAGUCCGUAGCCCUGGGAGAGACUGUGACACGCAGUUACACACCUGCCAAGCCUUCUCAGCURGUGAUAGUGAUCAACAUCUACAGCUCUGAGCAAGACAGCGUCAGCUUCAUCACCGAGCCCGGCGUCAAGAAGUGCGGCACCCUGCGCUUGGAUCUGACGGGAACUGACGCUACCGUGCCCAACCGGCGCGAGAUCAAAACGCUGAUGCAGUUUGGGGACACUGAAAUCAAAGCCAUGGCYGUCGAUGUGGCCACCUCUAAAAGUGUCAAAGUUGGUAUUGAUUUCCUAAACUACUGACGGGCUCUUUUCCCCACCACAGCCUGUGUGUCAGACUGAUCUUUCACUGUUCCUUUUUUUGACUUCCUGUCUGUCAUGUCAUCGCCUUGAAUUUCAGCAGGCUAUAGGAGAACAGCUAGUAAGGUGGGGUGUGCUGUGUUUGUGCCCUUUGGUGACCAAAGGCUGGAUUUUGAAAGACCCUUAAAAAGUUUUGGGAGCAAAAGUUCCAGAGGUAGUAAAAGAUACCAAGUUACUCAAGCAUGCUUAAAGAUCUMCCUUUAUUAAGUAAACACUGAUUAUUGUUGAGUCCUGAAGGUUAGUUAAAAAAAUACCAAGUUGUAAUCUCUUUGCCUUGUUCUUCUUCCUCUUCCUCCUAAAAACACUCACUAGCACAUGUGGCUGAUGUAGGGAGUGUAUCUUAGUGGGAAAUCUGUUUAAACAGCACCAUCCUCUGGCAAUUGGAACAAAAAAAAAAUCGUAGUUUUACAGUGUUCUUUUGAUUUUGCCCAGUGCUUUCAGAAUUUAAAGUGCUGAAAAUCAGUGACUCAAAGAAWUGGGAACUAAAUUACUAAAGUUCUGAGUAAAAAAAAUCCUCUGAAAUCUUGAAAAUUAUAUUUAGGAAAUACAUGUGUGUUUUAUGAGCUUAAUAUUGAUUGUUCCAGUUUGAAAAAAAGCCUUUACUGUCAAUGCUCUCACUACAAGCUGUUAGAUGAAUUAGCUAGCAUUACCCUCAUCAUACUUUGGAAAAUCAUAUUAAGAGCAAACCGAUUUCUCUUUUGGGUCUUCUAAACUUASUUUUAUUAGUCUCCAUCUGAAACCACAGAAUCACAGAGUAGUUGAGCUUGGAGGGGACAUCCUGUGACUCUAUGAUAAAACCUCUCAGUUCUAAGUAGUAUCAACCAGAACAAAUUGCUUUUUACAAUUUUGAUUAUCUUUGAAAUGAAGAUCCUUAAACUCCAAGCAACUUACUUGACAACUCUCACUGCAAAAAAAAAUUUCUUAUGCUUCAAAGGAAUUUCUGGAGUUCAAAUUCAUGUGCGUUGCCUCUUUCUUGCCCUUUCACUGAUACCUCUGAGAAAUCUGGUUCCGUCCUCUUUCCUGUCUGUUCUCAGACAUUUGUGCACAUUCCUAGCACCCCYUGAGCCUCUUUGAGUGCAACAGCCCCAGCUCUCUCAGCCUCUCCUCACRUGAAAGAUCCCCAWUCCCUWCAU